AUGUCUGCACCUGCUCUUAAGGCUUUUUAUUAUGUCACUGCAAUUGAAAGUUGGACGUACAUUAAUAUAAUAGAAUAUUACCGUGAAAAAGUUGGACAAAAGGAUUUAAAACAAAUACUAGAUCGCGUAAAGAAGGAUCUUCAAGAGGUGGCAAAUUCUAAUUCUGAUUUUGGCAUGGCGAGCAAAAAAAAAGCUCAAGAAAUUCUUGAUGACUGGAAGUUGUACAACUUUGAGAAAACAGAGGAAACAAUGGAUACCAAAAGUGCUAAGACUCUGAUGAAGAAAAAGAACAAAGUUGGAAAUAAAGAAAAUCUUAACAAAGAAGCAAGCUCCUUUGCCACUACUUUUACAGUAGAUUCUGAUAUCAAUAAUAUAAACAUUGAAUGUGCAAUAGAUAAUGAUGACUUGCAAGGAUAUUUAUUUAAUGAAUCCAAUCAAGAAUCAAUAAUCGAAAAUGUUGAUGAAAAUUCACUAUCAAAUGAAAUUCAAUUACCAAUUGGAAAUGCUAAUAAUGAUAGACAUUCAGAGGAGCUUCUUGAUGUAAAUACAAUUGAAUCAUUUCAUAAAUAUCAGCAAAAGAUACCAAAAACUCGUAAAAUCUUAAUUCCAGCAUACUGGGGAAUAUUAGACUUGACUAGAGAAAAUCUUAAUGACUUUGAAAUAAAAGAUGAAGACAAGAUACCAAAUUUAAUUCAAAUGUGCACUGAAGAAGAAUUGAAAAUGUCGACAACAUUUCCAUUGUUUUCUGGUAUUUUUAAAUCGCCAAAUAUAAAAAACUCUUGGGGUGAGAUACAAGCAAUCUCAACCAAUAAAGCACGAAAUGAAAAAAUGGAUCCUUUCUCAAGAGCAAAGAUUGGAUACAAAGAUAGUAAAUUUAAAAAUUAUAAUUCUGAUAUUUAUCAUAAGGUGUCAGAAUUACUUAAAUUGUCUGACUGA
Messenger RNA from Entrophospora candida, 936 nucleotides. Lineage: Eukaryota; Fungi; Glomeromycota; Glomeromycetes; Entrophosporales; Entrophosporaceae. The record is from the annotation of a GenBank genome assembly.